CCUCAUCUCAACUCACACAAUUCCUAUUCUAAGUCUGAAACAGUGAGUGAAUCAGUGUCCACACUUGAAUCUCAAAAACCCAAUUGAACAACAACACCCCAAAUCCCAGCUAUAAUCAUCCCUUUUCCAAUUCAAUUCAUAGUCACACUCUUCCAAUUUCCCUUAGCAAUCCAGUAAUUCAACAAUUGAUAAUCAAUGACAGCAACACCGAUGCCAGGAAACCCUAAUUUAGACGGAAAUCUUCCGCCGUUACCGCCGCCUCCGGGAACCGAUAUGACCGGAAUAAGCUUCAGAGAUCAACUAUGGCUCAACACUUACCCUCUUGAUCGUAACCUUGUUUUCGAUUACUUCGCUUUGUCACCGUUUUAUGAUCGGACUUGCAACAAUGAACAAUUGAGGAUGAAUUCCAUUCACCCUCUUGACCUUUCUCAUCUUUCGAAGAUGACAGGCCUUGAGUACUUGCUAAAUGAAGUUAUAGAACCAAACUUGUUCGUUAUUCGUAAGCAAAAGAGGGAUAGUCCUGAGAAGGUUACGCCAAUGUUGACGUAUUAUGUGUUGGAUGGUUCCAUUUAUCAAGCCCCGCAGCUUUGCAAUGUUUUCAAUGCAAGAAUUGGGCGUGCUCUAUAUUAUGUACAGAAGGCCUUCUCGAUUGCUUCUUCUAAAUUAGAGAAGACUGGACACGAAAGUGAAAGUGAUGAUGCAAAUGACAAUACGACACCCAGUAAGGAGACUAUUGACCUCAGAGAACUAAACAGAGUGGAUCAUAUUCUUGCAUCGUUACAACGUAAGCUUCAACCAGCCCCUCCACCACCCCCAUUUCCGGAGGGCUAUGCUCCGCCUCAACCUACAGAACUGGAACAAGGCUCAGAAACCCAACAAGGAACAGACCAACCGCAGCCUCCGCCUGUUGAUCCUAUCAUUGAUCAGGGGCCAGCCAAAAGAAUGAAAAUAGAUUGAUUUAUUCUUGCUAAUCUAUACAAGUCUUGUGAAAUAUGUUGACCAAUGGACCGAUAUUUAAUCUGUAUCGUUGGAAUCCAAGUGAAAUUUUCCAGCUUUUCAUGAUCAUUUUUUCUUCCACCGGAACCUUUUUCUUCUAUGUAUACUUCAACCGUGCAUGAGGUAAGUAAUUGUCGAAUUCAAUUUACUUUAGAAUGA
This is a messenger RNA of Amaranthus tricolor (Joseph's coat), 1155 nucleotides long. RefSeq names its product mediator of RNA polymerase II transcription subunit 6. The coding region runs from base 196 to 957 and encodes 253 amino acids. NCBI's taxonomy places the organism in Eukaryota, Viridiplantae, Streptophyta, Magnoliopsida, Caryophyllales, Amaranthaceae. Gene Ontology annotation, cellular component: core mediator complex; mediator complex. The transcript is spliced from 5 exons. Gene Ontology annotation, biological process: regulation of transcription by RNA polymerase II. Gene Ontology annotation, molecular function: transcription coactivator activity. The record is from RefSeq and is a predicted model, not a curated record.